Messenger RNA from Panonychus citri (citrus red mite), 2093 nucleotides. RefSeq names its product notchless protein homolog 1-like. Gene Ontology annotation, biological process: ribosomal large subunit assembly; Notch signaling pathway. Gene Ontology annotation, molecular function: protein binding. The record is from RefSeq and is a predicted model, not a curated record. NCBI's taxonomy places the organism in Eukaryota, Metazoa, Arthropoda, Arachnida, Trombidiformes, Tetranychidae. The transcript has 4 exons. The coding region runs from base 150 to 1664 and encodes 504 amino acids. Gene Ontology annotation, cellular component: nucleolus.
UACAUUCAUUUCAAUGUGACAAAAAAGUGAAAGAUUUUCUUAAUUAGUCUUUUAAUUUGCUCAAUUGUGUUCUCUUUUUUAAUUGUGAUUAAUUUAUUCUUUUUUUCAUCCAGUUAAUCGAUUCUCUUAGUGUGUUGAUUUGUGAGAUAAUGACAGAAACAGUUGAACGAGUUUUAGCUCAAUUCAAGAACGAAUCUGGUGAAAUAUUUGGUUCUCCAUUAGAUUUACCAAUUAACGUUGAUUCUCGUAAAUUGUCAAUCUUAUUUAAUGCUAUUUACAAUUCGGAUAAAGAAUCAGUCCCAUACUCUUUUUUUCUGGAAGAGACUGAGAUUAGAGAUUCUUUAAAGAAAACGAUUGAAGAAUCAGCUGAUUCUAAGAAUUGGUCAUCAGAGAAAAUUGUUUACAUCACUUUUGCCCCUCAAGCGGUUUUCAGGGUUCGUCCAGUGACCCGAUGUUCAGCAUCGUUACCUGGUCAUGCUGAGGCCGUUAUUUCGGCUUCUUUUAGUCCCGAUGGAUCUUCACUGGCCUCGGGUUCGGGUGAUACCACAGUUAGAUUCUGGGAUGUGACAACUCAAACACCUCAUCAUACUGCUCGUGGUCAUCGCAAUUGGGUGUUGGUCAUCUCAUGGGCUCCAAAUGGACUUAAAUUAGCUUCAGCUUGUAAAAAUGGCGAGAUAAUUGUUUGGGAAGCCAAAAGCGGCAAACAGAUUGGAUCAACUUUGAAAGGACAUAAACAAUGGAUCAACGCUUUAUCAUGGGAACCCUUACACAGAGAUGGUGAUUGUAGACGACUGGCCAGUGCUUCCAAAGAUGCUACCAUCAGAAUUUGGGACACAAUCUUAGGUCAAUCUUUAAUCAUUCUCUGUGGUCACUCAGCUUCGAUUACAUGUUUAAAGUGGGGGGGAACUGGAUUAAUCUACAGUGGAUCUCAAGACAGAACGCUAAGAGUUUGGAGAGACAGUGAUGGUGUUCUGUGUCGGACAUUAGAAGGCCAUGGACAUUGGCUUAAUACUCUUGCUCUAAGUACUGAUUAUGUUAUGAGAACUGGAGCUUUCGAACCAGCCAAAGGAGUUAAACAGAAUUCAAUCGACGAUUUGGCUCAAGUGGCCUUAGAACGAUAUAAUAAAGCUCGAGGGGAGAAAGAGCGUCUCGUUUCUGGGUCAGAUGAUUUCACUUUAUUCCUUUGGGAACCGGAAGAUGCUAAGAAACAUGUCGCCCGAAUGACCGGACACCAGCAAUUGAUCAACGAUGUUAAAUUUUCACCCGAUACUCGGAUAAUUGCGAGCGCAUCUUUUGAUAAAUCAAUUAAACUCUGGGAUGGUAAAACGGGAAAAUAUAUAACUUCAUUAAGAGGACAUGUUCAAGCGGUUUAUCAAAUUGCUUGGUCAGCUGAUACAAGGUUAUUGGUCAGUGGAAGCGCCGAUUCAACGGUUAAAGUUUGGGAUAUGUCAACAAGAAAGUUACUCCAAGAUCUUCCUGGACAUGCUGAUGAGGUUUGCCAAUUAAAUAUCUCCUUUAGGCCAGAAUUAAUUGUUAUCUAUUUAACUAUAUUCAAUAUUCCUCUUGCGGGUCAAUUUUCUUUGCGUUUUGUUUUUAGGUUUACGCCAUUGACUGGAGUCCUGAUGGUGAACUUGUUGCCAGCGGUGGGAAAGAUAAGCUCUUGAAAAUGUAAAUAAGUACUUUCUUUGUUUCUCCUGGUCAACUUAUCCGUCGUUAUUUAAUUUCUUUUUGCAAUUGAUUUAAAUGGUUCGUAUUUGCUUCAAUUUUCUUCCUUUACGCUUUGGUUUAGAUGGAGGACGUGAACUUUUUGGAACUUUAAAUGUUGGAUAUCCAAACUGGAUGGGAUGACUUUUGGUUCGACGAUAAAACAUUUGGCGCGCAAACUUUUUAUGGUUGAUAAAAAAAGAUGGAAAAGUUAGAAAUUAACAUAGAAAAUGUUAACGUCAAAGGGACAGCGAUUUAUAUAUAAGGGAAAAUGGUUGUUUGAAUAUUUUUUCUCUCUCUCUUGUUUUUCUGUACAUUUAAAGCGUAAGAAUAAUUAACAGGAAAUAAUAUUUUCAUCCAACGCUUGAAGCUUUUCGUUGGCCAUUGAA